Messenger RNA from Nylanderia fulva, 899 nucleotides. RefSeq lists its product as uncharacterized. Lineage: Eukaryota; Metazoa; Arthropoda; Insecta; Hymenoptera; Formicidae. The record is from RefSeq and is a predicted model, not a curated record.
GAUUCUUAAAACUUGCGACUGGUUACCAAUCCAUCCCCUACCAACUCCUCUAUACUGGCUAUAAAUUAAGUUGUUACGUUCAGAAUCUCUAGUUCGUUGCCAUCCUUAGACAAGUUCCUCAGACGUUCUAUUAAGCGUUCUUUUGCGUUAUUGUAUAUUAAGUUUUCUUCCAAAAUACAAAUGUGUAAUUACGGUUGUUUCAGCACAAUCAUCAAAGACUGGCUUAUUUACAUAUCAAAAAAAAAUCUAGCAGCAUAAGUGACAGCUAACUAAAUUUAUCUUUGUCGAUCUUUGCCAAAAGAGAGAAGGAGAAGAAGAAAACAUCCAAAAUCUGUACAACCUGUGAUCAUAACGUCUGUGAAAUAAAUAAAGUUAAGAUGGGCACUAAAAAUUGCGAUGUUCUGGGGCCCACGUUUUGGCAGGAAGUCACCCAAAAAUAUUAUCUGAGAUGCCUUUACUAGCACUUCGCGAGGAGAUGAAACAUUAUUCAUGGCGGGUUGAUCUAAUGGAGUCAAUACUGAAGACUCAUGUAACGAUAUUAGCAUUUCCGAACAUCACACAGGAAUCCGUCCGGAUUAAAGGAUUUUUAAAUAUGAGACAAGUGGAAAAAAUACGCAACGAACGUUGGUGCAACCGACAAGAAAUGAAAGAAAUGUGGGGCGAAGUCAAAGAUUACGACGAAAAAGAUGACUGGAACGGUAUAUACGAUCACUGGUGGGACGACAUCUUCUGCCUCCGGAGAUUGUUCGGAGAUGAACAAUAUCCUCCCGAGCCAGUCAAAGAGCCAUUAUGGGUCUAGAGUUCAGUGUACCGGCAGCACCUCCUCCUUCACCAUCGCUGCGGAGCCCUGCAGCUCCAGUCGUCCGGUCGUCGCCACCCCGCAGCCGCCACCACAUCUA